Molecule: messenger RNA, 216 nt
Organism: Protopolystoma xenopodis
Lineage: Eukaryota; Metazoa; Platyhelminthes; Monogenea; Polystomatidea; Polystomatidae
Source: the annotation of a GenBank genome assembly
AUGGUGUCCUGCUCUGACGAUGUCCAUCACAUGACCAACGAAAGCUCAGCAAUGAUUCAUCUGGGUCACAAGGCGGUGGGCCGUAAACGUAUUUGCACAAAUCUACAACUACAGCUCCAAAGCAACCCCCCAAAACCGCCGGUGGAACCAACUUACGAAUCCCUUCCACUUGCCUCUUCAGACGAAAUGAAAGGAACUCCAACAGGACAAUUGUAA